Messenger RNA from Lottia gigantea (owl limpet), 1914 nucleotides. RefSeq lists its product as hypothetical. The coding region runs from base 1 to 1914 and encodes 637 amino acids. The record is from RefSeq and is a predicted model, not a curated record. The transcript has 2 exons. NCBI's taxonomy places the organism in Eukaryota, Metazoa, Mollusca, Gastropoda, Lottiidae.
AUGGCGAAUAAAAUACUAGAUCCAAUCUUUAGAUUAUACGAUCCAAUUCGUUAUUCAUUUAACAAGAAAAAAGAGGAUUAUAUUAUCAUCUCUCCCACCGUUGGUUCUAAAUCCCAAUUGAAUGAUGGUGGUAGAAUUACCUUCGAAAUAAAUUCAUUAUCGAAUUGGUUGCUUCUUUCCGAUGCUUAUUUCAGAUGCGAUUUCAAAAUCAAAGACGCCACUCAGAAUCAAGUACCACAAACUAAUACAACUUUAGAAAACAAUAUCUUUCCAUCUUUUUUUAGCGAGAUGGUUUUGGAAGCUGGUUCAAAUCCGAUAGAAACAAUCAAACAUCCUGGGGAAUUCGACACAAUGUUGAAAACAGUUUUAUAUCCUAAAGAUUUCGAUUCAGUUUCAGGCUGGAUACCCGAUGUUGGUGAUGGAAGUAUUUUAAAGGAACCAGUAAGAAAUCUUGCAAAUGAUGCCGAUUUAGCUAGAGUGAGAGUUGUUGCUCGAAACACGAUAGAAAGAGUAGGACGAGCAGUUAAUCAUGGAUUCGAAAAACGAGUACUUCAGUAUAAUAAUGUUGUUGAGAAUAAUAGGUGGGGUAAUUAUGUAAAUUGGAAAUUUUAUCCUUUAUUCGGUCUGUUGGAACAUAGAAAAGUUUCUAUAGGCUUACCAUAUAAAAUUCAUCUACAAAGAGAAAUAAACGACGAUAAGAUAUUCUUUGGAGAGAAUGGUUCAGAUGCAAAAUUAGAAAUAACGAAUCUCCAACUUUUCAUACCCGUAAUAACACCAUCAAUUGAAGUAGAAACGAAAAUAUUCAACUCGUUAACUAAAGAUAUUGAAAUAGCUUUUCUUCAUCGUAACACUGUAGGUAGCAUGACUUUAACCGCAGAAUCCACUACAUGGCCAAUCACUAACACUAUUAAACCAGCAAGAUAUUUAAUAGUUGGUUUCAAGAACUUACCAGAUUCUCAAACGAAUAACAAUAAUGUCUUUAGAGUGGCAAUGAACCAAACUCAAGAUCCUUUAAUCCAUAAAGUUCAAGUAAGAGUAAACAACGAUAAUUAUCCUAACCAACCUUUAACAAUUAAUCCAACCACAAAGGAUUAUAAUGAAUUGUAUAGAAACUAUAAAAAUAUGUGUGAAUUAUUCGGAAAUCUACCUCAGUUUGAAUAUGUAGAUUUUGCACUUAAUCAUCCAAUCUUCUGUUUUGAUCUAUCCGCUCACCAAGAAGAUCUUUUCAAAACAGGAGUGAACAUAAAUAUUCAUAUUGAAAAAACACAAGGAGAUGUAACAGAAACUUUAGUUAUGAAAAUAAUAGAAGCUAUAGAAACAGCUUCACCAACUACAAUAACUUAUAAUGGUAAAAAAAUCAGCAUAACUAAAAAACUUAUUGAUAAAUACAAAUAUUGUAAAGUCAGAGACGAUAUAGAUUUAGAAAGAAUUGACGCGAACGCAAAAGAAGGUGGAUUUAUAUUUUCCCUACCUUUAAUAUUUGCUGGUAUUACCGCGGCGGCUACAGUGGCUGGUGCUACAGCUGGUGGAAUAAAAACUGCCAACGCAAAGAAAGCUGCUAUUGCAGAAGCUGCUGCUACAAAAGCUGCCAACGAAAAGAACGCAGCCGAACAACGUAGACAUAACUUAAAAAUGGAAAAGUUGGCAGCAGAGAUUGAAAAACCUAAAACGGAAAAGAAAGGUUCAGGAGUGGGAGAAAUGAUAGGCACAAUGAAAGAAUUUGGAAAAAGAUUUAGUGAAGAAACCAAGAAAACUGUUAAACAAGGAUUAAAUAAAUUAGUAGAUAGUACUGACACAGGAGAAAUCAAAUUCAAACAUAAGGGUAAUGGAAUAUUUUUAAAAAAUAUACGCACUGGAGAAGGAAUAUAUCUUUUGAAGUAUAAAGGAGAAGGAGUGAUUUUUGGAACAAAUUAA